AUGCUCUCUCUUUUAUAUUCCUAUUUCCUUUUCGUUUCAGGUGUUGCAGCAAAGAACGCAUUUCAAUUUAGGGAUGAUGAUUACGCCCAAUAUCGCACCUUACCAAACCAUCGUAUUAUUAAAUGGAACGUCACUCACUAUGAUCGCUCUGCCAUAGCUCCAGGCUAUUGGUUCACUGCACCUUACUGGAAGCAUGACGGUGAUAGAGAAACAGGCCAAUGGGUCCCGUACCAGAUAGGACCCCAUAUCUUUGAUCAGGAUGGUGCUCUGGUGUGGGCGGGUUCUCAAGAGUGUGAUAACAGACCUUCCUUUGACUUUCGAGUGAUCGAUCUGGCAAGGAUUGGUGUGUCUGGUAUUGAAAUACAGAAACAUCUAGCUUGGAUCAUGUCCUACGAGCCGUAUGCCCCGGAAACCAAUGCCUCUGUGAUGAUAUUCGAUAACCACUACAAUGAGGUCCGCAAUAUUACUAUCCCGUCUGAUGAGUUCGACGGCCAUGACUUCAACGUGAUUGAUAACGGGUCGAAGGCCCUUAUGAUCCGAAUCAGUCGGGAUGUACAAACCCUUGAGGAUUUCGGCCAGCCAGAAAUAUCAGCGCGCAUUGAUAACACUGGCUUCAUGGAGCUUGACCUUCUUUUGUCCCCGAGAGACACAACUCCGCAAAGAAUCGUUGACUGGCGCGCUCGCGGUAGAGUCGGCGUGGAUGAAAGCUAUGUGACCAAUAAGACAUUCCUCCACCCGGACUUCAUGCACGCCAAUGCUAUCGCCAAAAACCAGUACGGUGACUAUAUGCUCUCUGCCCGACACACGAGCACGAUAUAUCUGAUCUCGGGCCGGGAUGGCCAUAUCAUCUGGCGUCUUGGCGGGAAGAAGAAUAACUUCGAUAAGGACUUCAACUUUUUCGGUCAACACGAUGCCAGAUUUAUCUCCGUUAACGAGACAAACUACGUUAUUUCCCUAAUGCAGAACGGUGCCAUCGAUCUCGAUGUCCAGCAACCUGUUUCAUCCGCCAUGUACGUAAACUUGGACGUUGUUAAUAUGAAAGCGACCCUGCUUCAUCAAUAUAUGCGCCCGGACGGAGGAAGCACUGAGCGCCGUGGAAAUAUGCAGACUUUGCCUAACACCAACGUCUUCAAUGGCUGGGCUGCGCGGAGCUAUAUCAGUGAGUACUCGGCUGACGGCAGGCUACUCAUGGAGGCCAAAUUCAUCUCUGAACGAUUCGAUACCUACCGAUCCUACAAAUUCCCCUGGAUUGGCCGCCCUUUAUACCCACCGACGCUAUUGUCUGAAUCAUACGGCGUCAAUGGAUCCGAGAUCUCGACAGCCUUCCAUGUCAGCUGGAAUGGUGCCACUGACAUCGCAUACUGGAGAUUCUUCGCACAAGCAAACUCGACUAGCAAUAGGACAGAAAUCGGCGUUGUUCAGAAAGAUGGAUUCGAGACUUCUUUCAUUGCCCGAGGAUUCAUGGACUGGGUCUCUGUUGAGGCUCUUGAUUCGAACAUGGAGGUGAUGGGUGUUUCUCCCAAUUUACGCACCCCUAGUCCAAAGUACUGGACUGGUGAAACUCUGCCCGAGGCCGAUGACCCCGAAGCCUUCUUGGUGAUUCACACCGAGGCUCCAGCCAAACAAGAUAUCAGCGCCAUGAUUGGACUUUUCAUUGCUGGCCUCUUCUCGGGAGUACUUAUCUGGACUUCGUUCUUUUAUAGAAAUGCCCUGAAACGGUAUGGUCUCCGGUGCUAUUCGGAUUUAAUUUCGAAGUCGGCGGGUUAUCUGCAGUUAUCGACAACUAGUGCUGUCAAUAGCCCAGAUUUAGAGGAGAGGAUGACUUUUCUGACGGACAAAGCUGAAUAA
Molecule: messenger RNA, 1848 nt
Organism: Penicillium odoratum
Lineage: Eukaryota; Fungi; Ascomycota; Eurotiomycetes; Eurotiales; Aspergillaceae
Exons: 3
Coding region: 1-1848 (615 amino acids)
Source: RefSeq, a predicted model, not a curated record